GGAAGGCAUGCCGCUAUGGUCUCAUUCUCCUCUCAGGACUUCGGGGACGUGAGCGAUUUUCAAGCCUCCAGGUCUGGGCCUCCAGCUGCGUUGGUAAGGUCCCCGGUCUUUGCCUUCCGGGGACAUCGCCCUUCGCUUCAUGGCGGUCUCGCAGCUCUGCCUUGGACCACUCAUGACCUGCUUCCCGUGAGCCUCUGCUCCCCGCGCCCGCUGGGGCGCGUGCUCCGUAACCAGCAGCCCUUGCGCGGUCUGUGCAGCGGACACCAGGACUCCAAGAUGGCGUCAGUCGUACCAGUAAAGGAAAAGAAACUCAUGGAUGUCAAACUCGGGGAGCUGCCAAGCUGGAUACUGAUGCGGGAUUUUACCCCUAAAGGCAUUGCUGGAGCAUUUCAGAGAGGUUACUACCGGUAUUACAACAAGUACGUCAACGUGAAGAAAGGGGGUGUUGCUGGGGUUUCUAUGGUGCUGGCUGCUUAUGUGCUCUUCAGCUACUGCCUUUCCUAUAAGGAACUCAAACACGAGCGGCGACGUAAAUACCACUGAAGAGGGCCAGCAUGGAGGUCAUACACUGAAUCAGACCCUCAUCUCCUUGGCUUGGCACCCCUCCAAAGGAUCUUGAGUACUUUCAUAUCCCAGUCGAGAAUUCACAUCCAAUAAAAGAUGACUGGUAUGUGUA
This is a messenger RNA of Tupaia belangeri chinensis (Chinese tree shrew), 676 nucleotides long. RefSeq names its product ATP synthase membrane subunit f (gene ATP5MF). NCBI's taxonomy places the organism in Eukaryota, Metazoa, Chordata, Mammalia, Scandentia, Tupaiidae. Gene Ontology annotation, cellular component: proton-transporting ATP synthase complex. The coding region runs from base 16 to 543 and encodes 175 amino acids. The record is from RefSeq and is a predicted model, not a curated record. Gene Ontology annotation, biological process: proton motive force-driven mitochondrial ATP synthesis. The transcript is spliced from 5 exons. Gene Ontology annotation, molecular function: proton-transporting ATP synthase activity, rotational mechanism.